AUGUUGGAGUUGCAAAAAUUCUUAUGUCAGGAAUUUUCUCUUGUGCAUGAGUAGAUUAUAGAUUUUGAACUGAGCUUUUUAAAUGGAGGAGAAAUAGAGAGUCUAGAAUGCUUAUUUAAUAAUGACAAGAUAAAGUUCACCUUUGAAUACACAAAUGAAGAGGAGAAAAACGAGAAGAUCGGUGGACUUAAGCCAACUCUUCUAAGAAGAAAACCAGUGUAGAUAACAUAAUAUAUGAGAAAUUCAGAUAAAAGUGACAUUAUUAGGCUUUAAGGUGGGAAAAGCACUGAUGGUGAAUCCUUAUCAAACAAAACUACACCCUUUCAGCAAACUUAAUAAAGAAAAAAUGAUUAAAAUAAGGAUAAAUAAAUUUUAAAUAUUGCUAGGAAGAAUAAUGCCAAUAAAAAUAGCCAAAUUAAGUAAAAUAAAAAUCAUAAGCAAAGAAGUCCUAACCUUGACCUGUACUAAGCAAUCUAUACCCACCUUAGAACUUCAUUAAUUAAGAAUAGUUCUAGAUAUCUGAUAAAUAAGCUGUGGGCUGUGCAAUUGGGAUUUUAAGUGAAGUUGAGAAGAUCACCUAAAUAUAACAAAGAUGGCUCCUCAACUUUAAGAUUAUACUGUACAAAAAUGUAAUAACCCAAUAGCAAGGGCUAAAAUUAGCAACAAAAUAGUUAGAAUUAAAACUAAAAGGCUAAAGCAGAGUCUUGCUAAUUUGCAAUUUCAUUUCGAUUUGAUCCAUAGAAUUUGAUAUGGCUUGUUUAUGAUUAAUUUGAUGCCUAUAAAUUCUCUCAUAAUCAUGCAAUCCAAGUUUUUGAUCUGUCUAACAUAAGACCUGUUUAGACACUUCCUGAUCAAUCAAAGUUAAAUCUUUUGGUGAAAAAGGAAUAAUUAACUUAAGAAAAUUAGGCUGAAGAUGAUACUCCAGUGAAAGAAAUAGUAAAUGAUUCACCUUAGUUUGAUUUAAAAAAGCUGCUUUUAAAUUAUCGAGGCAUGAUCUAACAACUCAAUAAAAUUGACGAGAGUAUUAAGUGA
Messenger RNA from Stylonychia lemnae, 1032 nucleotides. NCBI's taxonomy places the organism in Eukaryota, Ciliophora, Spirotrichea, Sporadotrichida, Oxytrichidae. The record is from the annotation of a GenBank genome assembly.